AUGUCCAUUGAACAGAUAUUAAAGGAUUUGGAACAAAAUCUCUUCCUACCUAGUGAGAUACUGCGAUCUGGGAAUAAGAUUUCAGUCAAAUAUCGAUACAUUGACGAUGCUUAUGUUCAGUCAUGUGGCUGUAUUAUGUCUGAGCAAUUGUCGAAAGAAAUUCAGACUUCAUUGUCUGCGACUUGUCCAGUUUGCCAUACAGCUUCUGUUACUGGUGUUGGACCGGUUGGCCCACUGAGACAUCUUUAUGACCAAUUGCGAUUUUACCAAAAUAAUAAACCUCCAAAUGAAGAUAUACUGGAAGAUCCCACUUUGACACAGUCGACUGAAAGGAGUCGACGUCAUUCAGAUAAAUCGCAUUCGCUUUUAUCGUUGUUUCUUCAAGUGGCAAGUAAAGUGGCGACAGAGGAUGAGCAAGAUUCACCUGUGAAGAACGGUGCGUUGAAAGAUGUUAAUGAUGUGCAGAAUUUUAAAGCCUCCGCGGAGGAGCCAAUAGCAGUCGAAACAGGAUCCUUGGAUAACAUCUCGAACUCAAAAACGAUACCAAUUCAAGACAACAAUUCAUCUAUGGUUGAGACACCUUUAUUCCCUAUUAAUACUGCUACGAUUGCCUCUGAAUUCAACGAAGAGAAAGAGUAUUAUUUUGCAAAGUGUUUUCCAAUGUAUAGAAAACGAUCGCAGUUCAACACACAUUCUAAAUUUCUACGAACGAAAUCGAAAUUAUUCAUCAAUAAUUCUAUCUCGCCAGACUGUACUAAGUUUGCUCUGAUAACGCCAAACAAGUGGGAGGUGUUCUCUAUACCAUCCACAAAUUCUGGCUCGAAGAACAAGGAACCUGAAUUGUUAUUUUGCGGCAACACUAACGGGGAGUUUGGUCCUAAUUUUGAAUCACUAUCGUUCCCACAGAAUGCGACUGUUUUACAGCCCAUUUACAACGAGUCUUGGGACGCUGCCACGAUGAGGACAACAAGAAAGAAAACAAAAGAUAACAGUGCAGCGACAGCACUUUCACAAUGGGAACACAUAUACUGCAAACUGAGUAAUAGAUUAUUAGUUGUGGCUGGUACACGAGGUAUAUUCCGUGUUUUCAACUUGAGUAGAGGUGGGGAACCAAUAUAUACAUACUGCUCAUCGUUCCCAAUCCGUUCGAUUGACAUAAACCCCAUAACUUCCAUAGUUUCGUGUGGAAUAACAGGCAGAGACAGAACAACCGGUUCCGAACAGGCAUUAUUACUAUUCCACAGAUUUGAGUUUGAUCAAUCAUCGCAGAGUUGGCAGUUUCCUCAACCGAUAACUAUCACAUUGCCAUAUCGCGAUCCAAUUCAUACCUUACAAUUUUCUUCAGAUGGGAAGUAUUUAUCAUGUUCAACUGCAUUAGAGUCAAGAUUUUUGGUGAUAUCAUUGAGGAAAAUCAACGAACCUAGACUUGUCAUGAAAUCUUUACGCUCCCUAGACACUUCUUUAGAAUCUGAAGGUAUCACUGAUACUAAACUAUUUCCAGGUAAUCCCAAUCUAAUGUGCGUCACCUCAGUAGCAUUCAACGCCCCUCCAAUUGUAAUAAACACAAAAAUCGAAUCCAUAAAUGGUGUUCAAAGUGUCGCGCAACCAACCAUGCUCCUUCGAUUGGAUGAAUUGGGAUCUAAGAUUCAUAAAUGUGAGAUCUCGCCAAGAAACGAUUCUAUUGCUUUCUUAGACAGGAACGGUACCGUAAAUAUACUAUUUGCCCCGACAAUGAUGGAUAACGAGAAGAGAAGAAUAUUAACGGUAGAUGUUGUUUCUAAUGCUUACAGAAUGAGAGAAGCCGCAUCAAUGAGAUUCAGUGUUGAUGGUCACACAUUAUACAUCCUAGAUCGUAAAGGCAUUCUCUACGUGGAAGAUUUUGCAUUUGCUCUACCUCAACAUCCAGAGGUAACAAAAUGCAAACAAAUAAACUAA
This is a messenger RNA of Kluyveromyces lactis, 1935 nucleotides long. RefSeq names its product Ptr3p (gene PTR3). Bases 1 to 1935 code for a protein of 644 amino acids. The transcript has a single exon. Lineage: Eukaryota; Fungi; Ascomycota; Saccharomycetes; Saccharomycetales; Saccharomycetaceae. Gene Ontology annotation, molecular function: protein binding. The record is from RefSeq and is a predicted model, not a curated record.